AUGGACGGCAUCGCAACUAAUUUUGCCCUUCCUCUCCAAGGCAAGCUAGCAAUAGUGACGGGAUCAUCACGUGGAAUUGGUGCCGGUAUCGCAUGGGAGCUUGCCCGCCGUGGUGCAAAUGUGUAUAUCACCUAUGUCUCAGACAACAGUGAAUCUGCUGUUAACGAGCUAGGGGCGAAGAUUAGCCGACUCCCCCAUAAACCAAUCACAUGGACCUGCCAGGUCGAUCUAUCAACAACUUCAGGAGCACAGAAGGCCAUUUCGCACCUUAAGACUUGCGUUGGCAGCAAUGAACUUCAAAUCCAUAUUUUAGUGAAUAGUGCUGGUAUCGAGACGGUGGGCGAUAUACAGAGCUUAACGAUUGAAGAUUACGAUAAGGUGUUUAACCUUAACGUACGUGGUCUCAUGCUUAUGACGCAGGCUGUGGUUCCUUAUCUAGCACCCAAGGGCCGAAUUAUCAACUUGAGCUCCGUGGGAGCACGCUUUGGCUUCAAGAAUAUUAGCCUUUAUAGCGCUUCCAAGGCCGCUGUCGAAGGUUUUACGCGCACCUGGGCCAGCGAGUUAGGCGGAGAUGGCACGACCGUCAACGCUGUGGCGCCAGGACCUGUGCCUAGCGAUAUGCUGGAUAAGAUUCCGAAGGAAAUUAUCGAUAUGCAGAAGGCGACGACGCCUAUUGAGCAGCGACUCGGCACAACGGAGGAGAUUGCGAGCAUUGUUGGGUGGUUGGCAGGCCCUGAUGCCUCAUGGGUAUCAGGCCAGGUUAUUUGUGCAAGUGGUGGUUGGACAAUGUAUUAG
This is a messenger RNA of Penicillium pulvis, 795 nucleotides long. RefSeq names its product SDR family NAD(P)-dependent oxidoreductase. Gene Ontology annotation, molecular function: oxidoreductase activity. The transcript is spliced from 2 exons. The record is from RefSeq and is a predicted model, not a curated record. NCBI's taxonomy places the organism in Eukaryota, Fungi, Ascomycota, Eurotiomycetes, Eurotiales, Aspergillaceae. The coding region runs from base 1 to 795 and encodes 264 amino acids.